ACCAAACCAAACCAGCAGUUACCACUGGCCAACAUCCCAUGAUCCAUUGAUUCAUGCAAUCUUCAUUUCAUUAUUGGGAGUCUCCCACCAAUGUUUGAACUCACUUUGAAGGCCUCAACUUCCAAGUCUCUCACUUGAACUCUGAAAGCCCAACACCUGGUGGUGGUGGUGGUGGUGGCGGUGGCGGUGGCGGUGGCGGUGGCCUUGGCCGUGGCUAUAGCUGAGAGAGAAAGAAUGGUGGGCCCACAACGACCACUUUUUGUGCUUUUCGGCUCUUCUAUCGUUCAGUUCAGCUACAGCGAAGAUGGCUGGGGCGCUAUGCUCGCUGACAUCUAUGCUCGUAAAGCAGACAUAUUGUUGCGAGGAUAUAGUGGUUGGACUUCAAGGCGUGCUCUUCAAGUUGUCGACCAAGUUUUUCCAAAGGAUGCUGCUAUACAACCUUCAUUGGUGAUAGUUUACUUUGGGGGCAAUGAUUCAAUGGGGCCUCACUCAUCUGGCUUGGGACCCCAUGUACCACUCCCAGAAUAUACUGAAAACAUGAGAAGGAUUGCAAUUCAUCUCAAGAGCCUUUCAGAGAACACACGCAUUAUUUUUCUUUCUUGUCCUCCUGUCAAUGAGAAGAUUAUCAGCGAAAGAGCUUCAAGUGGUAUAUUUAGCCAUUUGGAUCGAACAAAUGAAGCUUGCCGAAGGUACUCAGAAGCUUGUUUAGAGAUUUGUAGGGAAAUGGAUUUGAAGGCUAUUGAUCUUUGGACUGCAAUUCAAAAAAAGGAUGAUUGGUUGACUGCUUGCUUCACGUAAGUUUCUUGGCUUUAUAACUAGAUUCUAUG
Molecule: messenger RNA, 827 nt
Organism: Macadamia integrifolia
Lineage: Eukaryota; Viridiplantae; Streptophyta; Magnoliopsida; Proteales; Proteaceae
Product: GDSL esterase/lipase CPRD49-like
Exons: 5
Coding region: 235-798 (187 amino acids)
Source: RefSeq, a predicted model, not a curated record